Stylonychia lemnae is the source of this 2199-nucleotide messenger RNA. Lineage: Eukaryota; Ciliophora; Spirotrichea; Sporadotrichida; Oxytrichidae. The record is from the annotation of a GenBank genome assembly.
AUGGAAGAAAUGUAAUUUGAUGAGUAUUGGAGUAGAAUAGAAGAUCAGCUAUAAGAAUAAAAUAUGCUGAUGCAGCAAUAGAAUAAUGAUAAAGAUAGACAUCUAAAAUAGAUUCUAGGUCAAGGCAACUAACAAGUAAUAAUAAGAACUCCAAAAAAUGAUAAGAUUUAACUCCAUGAUUUCGGCUAAAGAGCUGAUUAAUUAGAUAAUAAACUAAAGAUUGUGCUUGGUGGAAUCAAGAAUGAUUAUCAAGUCUAGCAAUGGAAUUAGAAUGCUCAGCAAGAAAAGAGCAUCAAGAUUAUAAUGGGAGGGUUAACUCUAGAUCAACCUAAAAUUAACCCAUCUUUGAUUCAACCAGAUUUCUCAAGCAACAUCGUCAGUAAUAACUAAAAUGACAAUCAGUUCUAUGAUCAAGCACAAUAUGAUGACGAUGAGUCAAUUUACGACGAGUUUGCCGAGAUUAAAUUCCUUGAUACCCCUUGGAUGCAAUCUUGCUGGGAGAUACUUGGCACUCUUUGGUAUCACGAAGAAGCUGGAGCUUUCCUAAAGCCAGUCUCAGAAGAUGAUCUUGGAAUCUAUUUUGAAGACUACCUCCGCACUAUUGAUUAUGCUAUGGAUUUUGGCACGAUGAAACUUAAAAUGAUUGAGAGGCUAUACAAAAAUCCAACUGAAUUCAAAACAGAUGUACUCACAGUAUUUAAAAACUGCUAGAAAUUCAAUCAUGAAUCGAGUGAAAUAUACAAGGCCUCCAUCAAGUUAGAGAAAUUUUACUACAGUAAAUUGAGGGAGUACUAGGAUAUCAAUGAACAAAUGUUUUGCUCAUCUAAUAUAUUAAUUAGUAAAAUGGAAAACACUACGACUUAGGAAAGGUAACCAGUCGAUGAAGAACAAAAAGAAAUUGUUCAAUCACAAGACUAAACUUAAAGUUAAACUGAGAAAGAGGAUCUAGUAUCAGCUUUUUGCAUUCUAGCAGCAUCAGACAAGGGUAUUGACUAUGAGAAACUAUUAGUUAAAUUUGGGUGCUCUCCACUUAUUGAUGAUAACAAAGCUAAAAUUCAUUCUCUGACAGGAGCAAUACCACAUAGAUUUAUCAGAAGAGAUAUUUUCUUCUGCCAUAGAGAUCUUGAUGUUAUUCUGAAUAGAUACGAGCAAGGCAAAUUAUUUUAUCUUUAUACAGGCAGAGGACCUUCAGCUGAGGCACUUCACAUGGGUCAUGCUAUUCCAUUUAUUAUGAACAAAUAUCUUUAAGAUGCAUUUGAUGUUCCCCUAGUGAUCUAAGUUACAGAUGAUGAAAAAUAUUUGUAUAGACCAGAAUAUGAACUUGAGAAAGUUCAAAAGAUGGCAAUCAGCAACAUCAAGGAUAUUAUUGCAUUUGGUUUUAAUCUCGAAAAGACUUUCAUAUUUUCAGAUAUCGAUUACAUCCAACAUCUCUACCCUAACGUGUUGAGAGUAUAAAAGGCAACUACUCUUAAUCAAAUUAAAGGACUCUUUGGUUUUAGUGAGUCUGAUAAUGUUGGUAAGUACGCUUAUCCACCAGUUCAAGCUGUCCCAUCAUUCUCUAAUACUUUCCCACAUAUAUUUGGAAAGAGAAAAGAUAUUCCAUCUCUAAUCCCAUGUGCUAUUGACUAGGAUCCAUACUUCAGAAUGACCAGAGAUGUUGCUGCCAAGCUAAAGUAUGAAAAGACUUCAACCUUUUACUCUAUUUUCUUCCCAGCUCUUCAAGGACUUAAGACCAAGAUGGCAUCAAGUGAUUCUAAUAGUUCUAUAUUGCUUUCAGAUACACCAGCUGAAGUAAAAAGAAAGAUUAACAAGUAUGCCUUCUCAGGAGGUGGUAUAACUGUUGAGGAACACAGAGCUAAUGGAGCUAAUUUAGAUAUCGAUGUGCCUUAUCAAUGGUUGAAGUUCUUCUUAGAAGAUGACGAUAAACUCGCUGAAAUUAAAGAGAAGUACGGAAAAGGUGAGAUGCUGACAGGCGAAGUAAAGGCUAUUCUAAUUGAUACUAUUAACGCUUUCCUGAAAGAGUUCUAAGAGAGAAGAAAGAAAGUUACAGAUGAAGAUGUGAAGAAGUUUAUGGAGAUCAGAAAGAUUAACCCAGUGCCGAAAAAAUUUGAAGAAGCCAGAAAAGCUAAAGAAGAUGCUGAGAGAUUAGCUAAAGAGCAAGAACUAGCAGCUGCUGAAGAGCAAAAGAAAUCAGAAUGA